GUGUUGUUAAUCUGUUGUAUGAUCCAGUUUCUCUGUUCUUUUGGACCCAGGUUCAGAUAUUAUAGCUGCGUGUUGCCGGCCGGCGCUGUAACGCGGGGACACGGUGACCAGAAUCAGAUUAGCAAUCCCCUUAAAGUAUUGACCACAAUGGAAGAAGAAGACCUAAAGACAGAACCACAGACAGAAAACAUGCUAGAGACUGAAAUGAUGGAGAAGAGUGCUGAAGACGUUUUAAAAGAGGAAGAGGAAGAUGAGGAGGCGCUGCCUCAUUCAGAAGUUUUGGACAUCUUUGAGGAAGGGCUGGCUAUGAUGGUGCAGGACCCUCUACUGUGUGAUCUGCCUAUACAGGUGACUCUGGAGGAGGUGAACUCUCAGGUGGCUCUGGAGUACGGGCAGGCCAUGACUGUUCGAGUGUGUAAAGCUGAUGGAGAGAUCAUGCCCAUCGUGGUGGUGCAGUCUGCUACAGUGCUGGAUCUGAAGAAGGCCAUUCAGCGCUACAUGGAGCUGAAGCAGCAGCGCGAAGGAGGCAUCAAACACAUCAGCUGGAAAUAUGUGUGGAGGACGUUUCACUUGGUAUUUAAUGGAGAAAGACUAGAGGAGGACAAAUGGAAACUGAAGGAUUAUGGGAUCAGGAACAGAGAUGAUGUGACUUUUAUGAAGAAGCUGCUGAAGAAGUGAGGAGUUAUCAAACAGAUCCUGCUCCUGGUGGAGUAAAGAUGGAGUAAAGAUGGAGUGAAGAAGGUGGCGUGCAGGAGAAUACAGGAAUAAUCAGACUGUUAUUCAGCCACUGAAGCCACAGACUUUUAAUAAUCCACCUGUUUCCUGGUGGAGUCGCUUACACUUCAUUUCCUUACUGAAGAUAAAACUCUACUGUUUCACUACAGACUGCACACAGCCUCAGCAUCCCUUUAGAUUCGAUUUAUCAUUUAUUAUCUGAUUAUUACUGUUAAUUAGAAUCAUACUAAUAGUAUAUAUAGCAUUCCUGAGUGGAGUCAUUUUUGGAUUAUUAUGGACUGAACUGCUGUUUUACGUCUUUGUUUGAAGCUUCUGAAGAGGUCAAGUAUGUUUAAAAAUCUCUUUUUAUUUGUAUUUAAAAAUAUUUUGUCUAUUUUUGUAUUGAUUCUAUUAAAACUGAUGCUCUAUUUAA
This is a messenger RNA of Astyanax mexicanus (Mexican tetra), 1147 nucleotides long. RefSeq names its product small nuclear ribonucleoprotein 25 (gene snrnp25). NCBI's taxonomy places the organism in Eukaryota, Metazoa, Chordata, Actinopteri, Characiformes, Acestrorhamphidae. Bases 19 to 678 code for a protein of 219 amino acids. Gene Ontology annotation, biological process: mRNA splicing, via spliceosome. Gene Ontology annotation, cellular component: U12-type spliceosomal complex. The transcript is spliced from 7 exons. The record is from RefSeq and is a predicted model, not a curated record.